CCCAAGGACGUAACAGCGCAUUUUUUGACUUUUUGAAAGUUCAUUUUCUCCACAGAGACAGGACCAGAAGCCCAAGGAUGAAGAGGACGAAGAUGAACUCACACCCUACAACAGACACUCUCUGGCUUCUGGACAUCCGACGACGAGCUGGUCUCCUCUCCAUCACAAAGAACAAAAUGCCACACAAAGCCGUGAUCACUGAAGCUCCAAAGGAGCACAAGUGUAAGAAUCAACAUUACACAGAUGUGCAUGGAUUGCCUUGCAUUGAGAAGAUUGUGCGCUCGGUUGAGGACCAUCCGGAACCUUUGCAAACAGUCAUCCGUGGAACCAUCCCUCACUGGAUCAAGGGCAGCUUCUUAAGGAAUGGCCCAGGAAAGUUUGAAAUCGGAAAACACCAGCUUAACCACUGGUUUGACGGCAUGGCGCUGCUGCACCAGUUUAAGAUUGAGGAUGGGCAGGUGACCUACAAGAGCAAGUUUCUGUCCAGUGACUGCUACAAAUCCAACACGGAGAACGACCGCAUCAUGGUGACCGAGUUCGGCACCGCAGCCGUGCCCGACCCCUGCAAGAACUUCUUCAAGCGCUUCCUCUCACGCUUCGAAAUGCCAAAGCCGACAGACAACGGCAAUGUGAGUUUCGUCCAGUACAAGGGUGAUUACUACGUCAGCACUGAGACCAACUUCAUGCACAAAGUCAACCCAGAGACCCUUGAGGCCUCUGAAAAGGUGGACUGGAGCAAGUUCAUUGCGGUGAAUGGAGCAACGGCUCACCCCCACACUGACCCCGACGGCACCACCUACAACAUGGGCAACUCUUACACCGCAAAAGGAGCAUUUUACAACAUUAUCUGUGUGCCUCCUGAGAAAGACACCCCAACAGACACACUAGAGGGCACCAAAGUCAUCUGCCGCAUCCCUUCAGUGGACAAACUCAGACCCUCCUACUACCACAGCUUUGCAAUGACGGAGAACUAUGUGGUGUUCAUUGAGCAGCCCAUUAAGAUGGACCUGCUGAAGAUCGUCACGGGGAAAAUGAGGAACAAGGGCAUCAGUGACGGCGUCUACUGGGACCCCACACUGGACACCAUCUUCCAUCUGAUCAACAAGAAAACCGGACAGCUGAGCAAGGUCCAGUACCACACAGCGGCGAUGUCCACCUUCCAUCAGAUCAACGCCUACGAGGAGAAUGGCUUCAUCGUCAUGGACAUGUGUUGCUCUGACGACGGACAGGCCAUCAACAACUACAUGGUGCAGAACCUGCGAAAGUCAGGAGAGGCCCUGGAUGAGGUCUACAACACCAUGUGCCGAGUGUUCCCCAGGAGAUUUGUGCUGCCUAUCAAUGUCAGCAGAGACACCCCUAGUGGAGAGAACCUGAACACCAGGCCGUUCAGCACAGCAAAAGCUAUGAAGACCUCCAACACCAGAGUUGACUGCACGUAUGAGGACCUCCAUGAUGAGGAGCUUCAUCAGUAUGGCGGCCUGGAGUUCCCUCAAAUCAACUACGCAAAGUACAACACCCACCCCUACCGCUACUACUACGGCUGCGGAUUCAGGCACCUGGUGGGAGACACACUCAUCAAAGUGGACCUGGAGACGAAAAAGAUGAAGGUGUGGGAAAAGCCUGGUUUCUACCCCUCUGAGCCUGUGUUUGUGCCAAGCCCUGAUGCAACAGAGGAGGAUGAUGGAGUCCUUCUGUCAGUGGUCAUAACUCCUAAUGAGGACAAAGGCACAUUCCUUCUGGCCCUGAAUGCCAAGACAUUUGAAGAGAUCGGCAGGGCUGAGGUUCCCAUCAACAUCCCCUAUGGCUUCCAUGGAACCUUCAACUCGACCGCCUAAAUAUCUCUCAAAAAACGAAAGCCAAAAGACAAUAUGCCAUAUACUACACUACUGCAAGUGAUCACAUUGGCAGCAAGCUGAGACAAGCUUACAAGAGAGAACCACCGAGGAUGGAGCAAGUCAUUUUGAAGAUGUAGGAAGCAAAUUAUGACUGGCUCAUUGGUCCAUUGCAUCACUUGUGAGAGUUCUUUUCACUGCUUGUCUGUAUGCUUUUCAGUGAAUUUUAUAGUAUGACAGAAUGGAUGUGUGAAUGUAUGGUUGAAUGAAUGGGAGUUCUUUUAGUGAAGUUAUUUUAGCAAAGUGCUGAAAGAAAACAUGUUUCAAGAGUAGGAUUAGAUGUUUUUAUUUGACAGCAUAGGCCUGUAUGAUUCAUUUCGUGAAAUGAACACGGACCAUUGUGACACAAAAUCUGUGGCAGUUUCAAGGAUUUGGCCAAAAUUCUGUGAUGGUUGUCACGGUAGUGCUUCCUCUAUAUUCCCACAUAUGUUCCCACAGUCGUAUAUGUUCCCACUUGUAUUCUCUCAGGAUUUUUUUUUUCUCAAAAAAUAUUUCUUACUGACGGGUUGUUUUGGUCUUGGCACAGCUUAAACUGCUAGAUUUUUUUUUUGUUUAGCACAAGAAAGUAAGCACAUUUCACAUCAGUAAGCACAUUUCUAAAAGACAAAGUUAGGGAUUCUUUUGGUCUAGGCACAGUUUAUACUAGCAUUUUUUCUGUUAAACACAAUAGUAGAAAAGGGAAAAAAACUUUACUGACAGGUUAAGAUUAGGGAUUGUUUUGGUGUGGGCACAGGUUAAGGUUAGGGGUUGUUUUGGUGUGGGCACAGCUUAAAUCAGUCUUUUGUUUAAUAUUGUAAAUUGGUCGAUUGACUGGAAAAGGUGGACUAUUUUACCACCGGUUGGUCAAUGCUUUUAAUGAUGGACUUAACAUAGUGCUGUGGGAACAUAUAGAAAACACUUCCGUGAGUCCAUCAUGGCACACCUCUGUGACACACCAACACGGAAUUUUGGCAUAAAACCGCCACAGAGUUCAUGUCCCAAGGAUCUAGAUUCAUUUCAUGGAAUUCUGUUAGAUCAGGUUGGCCUGUUGCUUUAGAGUGUUAAGUGUUUUAUUUCUUUUAUAAUAAUAUAUAUUUUAAUUUAAAUACUAUGUAUUUCUGUAUCAGAAGCGUGUUCCUUCUAUUUUUUACACAAAAAGAAUAAAAAAGAGGUUCACUCAUA
Messenger RNA from Engraulis encrasicolus (European anchovy), 3053 nucleotides. RefSeq names its product beta-carotene oxygenase 2b (gene bco2b). Lineage: Eukaryota; Metazoa; Chordata; Actinopteri; Clupeiformes; Engraulidae. The coding region runs from base 78 to 1835 and encodes 585 amino acids. The transcript has 13 exons. Gene Ontology annotation, biological process: retinal metabolic process; carotene catabolic process. Gene Ontology annotation, cellular component: mitochondrion. Gene Ontology annotation, molecular function: beta-carotene 15,15'-dioxygenase activity; carotenoid dioxygenase activity. The record is from RefSeq and is a predicted model, not a curated record.